UCUCUCUGAUAAUAUAUUUCUCAUACGAAGAAAAAUGAAGAGCAGGAACAGAAACUUGGCCACCCUGAGUUUGAUGAUAAUUACGGUUUUGUCAUGGACGAAGAUUGUGGCUGGACAAGAAGCACUAUUAGGAAAGAAAGUAUUGCCGUUGUGCCACAGAGAAUGUAUGCCAAUAUGCAUGAAAGUGACAGAAGCAACGCAAGAAAUUUGUGAGGGGGCAUGCCAAGCUGGUUGUGUCCAGCUUCAAGGUCGAGGCACCGGACUUUCAGCCACUGAUCAAGGAGUCGAUAUGGUCAUUGCAUAGAGAAAUAUUUAAUAUAUUUUUCACCGGGAAAAACAAGAUUUUGUAUUACCAUAUUGUAGUUGUCUUUUAUAUUUAACAGAUUGUAAA
Molecule: messenger RNA, 391 nt
Organism: Brassica oleracea var. oleracea
Lineage: Eukaryota; Viridiplantae; Streptophyta; Magnoliopsida; Brassicales; Brassicaceae
Exons: 1
Coding region: 35-304 (89 amino acids)
Source: RefSeq, a predicted model, not a curated record